AAGCUAAAGGAUGAUCCUUUGCGAUCAUGCUUAUUAUUUGAUUUUGUUGACUUGGAAAAUUAGCAGAAAAAGUGCAUGCAAAAGAUAUCAACUGCAGGGAACUAGCCCAGACCUAUCUAAUCAAGGCCAACGAUAGAAACAUUUUCUCAUACCCUUCCUACUCCACUACUAUCACACAAACAAGUCACUUCGAGGAUUCGAUCUACAUCCUCUCUUCUAGCUCAUCUCCAUCAGGAAGUGUCAUCUCCAGACUAAACUUAUACACUCUUGAUUUUGAUUGGUCGAAAUUCUAUAAUGUAGAUUUCCAGAGAUUUGUGAUUACUACAGACCAACAAAGAUUGGUUACCUCAUAUGCUUCAACUGGACUCUUAGGAACUAUAAUAUUCUGUACCAAUGACAUUCUUGAAAAAGACCUUCAGACCUAUUUCUGCUACACAAAUACAAAUUUUGACAUAUCCACAAGCGUAAUUCACAUGGAAUCAAAAAACAGUAGCCAUGUCUAUCUCUACUUAACCAGUACAAUUUAUCUUUCCAAGCUCUGCACCUUGGAUAUCUCUGGGCAGUCAGUCGAACCUUUGAAUUGAAAAAGAUUCUAUGAUGGCUUUUACAAUCUUAAGAAGAUCGUUCUAGCUAGGACUGUUAAUAAGAUAAUUAUUAUGUUUGAACUUGUCGGUUCUAAUCAUCUUGCAUUCUCUGAAUAUGAUGUGAGUAAUGAAACACCCAGCACAAGAUUCGGAAUAGAUUGACUUGGCGGCUCCACUAAUUGUAUAACCGAGGACGAUCCACAAAUGCUAGUCAAUGAGAAUACUAAUACUUUUUAUGUCUUGGUCAAACAUGGAAAUAAUGGACUUUAUUUUCUAUCUGUUAAAAUAGGAGAGCUUAAUCUCUCAGGAUCUAAUUCAUUCGAAUUUAAGCUAACAUUUUCUAGUAUACGGUCUCAUGAUCUUGCUUUGAACAAUGAUAACAAAGAAGUAUGGGCAGUCUAUGAAGUUUCCUCAACCCAGCUGAUGUUUGCAAAGUAUAAUACUGAAUCAAAUACGUUUGACAAUCCUGUUUACUACUCAUCCUCAAGAUACACAAAGCUUCAUUUUACUGAUAUAAGUACUGUUGUUCUUGGCAGCAAUGGAACGAAUAUGACAAUUGGGAGAGUUGAUUUCGGCUUAGAUGAGCAUACUGAUUUUUCAACUAUCUAUCUAUCGACAGGUACAUCAAUAUCCGUUUUCAUUGCAAAUGCACCUAUUGAUUAUGCAAGCAAUUCUUCGAUAACCCUAAGCACAUAUGGUUUCCUCUCUAUCACUAGCAUCAGCUCUUCCAAAAAUCCAAGAAGUGAUCUACAAUGGGGUUAUGACUUAGUAUUCAUUCAAAACGACGAUGAAGUGCAAAAGAUAAGAUUAGCACAAACAACUACUACUGAUUUCUGUCCGCCUCUCUCACAAAAUGGAGCAAUGUCGCUUGAUUAUACUUUUUAUCAAAUAAGCCCCACAAAAAGUCUUGGGUAUAAUAUCAGUGUUGAUUCAACAACUGGAAACUUGAAAGUACAAAAUUCUAGAAGUGCAGAAGAGAGUUUGACCAGCUCAGAAUUUUAUUUCAUUGCCAACUCUACCAAUCAAAAUGUAAGAGCAGUAGGCUAUGUAAAAUUUGAGGAAGAAAACAGCGAAGGAGGAAAUCCUGCACUUGCUAAUUUUUUACAGAAGAGUACAUUCAUUGUCGGCCUGAUAGUAUCAGCUGUAACUUCAAUCCUUGGUGGUUCCCUGAUACAAGGAGUUUGGAUGGUUUUCAAUCAGCAGAAACUCUUACUGCUUUUCCUCCUUAUAAAUGCUUACAUUGGAGAAGGAGUUAAAUUCUUAAUUUCUCAGCAAAGUUUUGUAAUGCUAGAUUUGGACUUUAUGAACAACUUCCUUCCUGAUGUAUUUUCAACCCCAUUCUUCAUCAAAGGAUUAUUAGACACUCCUCAAAGAUCAGACAGAAUCAAAGAUGUUGGCUUUGAAUGGGAAAGUGGAGCAGGCCAGUAUUGGAAACUUUUCGGUUGACUCUUCUUACUCUCUAUGAUUCAUUUCCUCUCUUUUAUUAUCAAGAGUAUCUGGAAAUUUUUCACAAAUGGAAAUCAGGAGAUUGACUUUGAAGGAGGAUCAAGUCAGGAUGAAGAGGAAAAAGAAGAGCACAAGCAAAACUCUGAACAGGAUAAAACUAAAGAUCUUGAGUCAGGAUUCGAGGGUCUUGAAUUUGAACUCGAAAAUAAUGAGCCUGGAAUAGAAGAGUUAACACCUGAGUUAGACCAAGUAGAAGAUGAAGAUUCAAAAGAGAGACAUAAUACCACCAAUGUUGGAUUCUGUCAAGAUAUAAGCAAGAGUUAUGAGGACUAUAAAUAUAAACAUGAUAACAUAAUGGAAGAAUCAAAGGAUGAACACAUAGGCUUUGAAGAUGAUAAUGGAUCUGAUUAUGAGAGUGCUGGAUACUCUUAUUCUGGAGAAGGAGAAGAUGAUGAAGAUUUAAGCGAUCCCAAACAAGAUCCUCCAAACCCAAAAUAAGCCUGGAAAGCUCAAGUCUUUGCUGUCUAAAAUAGGAAAACUGUUUGAGUCUAAAAACUUUUGGUCACUCUAUUUUAGAGCAAUGAUAGAAUCUUUCAUGGGAGUAAUGAUCAUCACUCUUAAUGAAAUGAAGACUAACAAAUUGGAGACAGGCUUCCAAAUGAUUUCACUAGCUCUCUCUGUAAUUAUAUUCAUUGGGUAUUUCUUGUUCUACUGUUUUACAUGGGGCAUCUGAUUCUGUGAGUUUAUUGAAAGAAUUGAAAUUGCUCAAAAAAAAGCUCAAAGAAAACUAGAAAGAGAGCAAGAUUCAGACUAUGAGGAAGGCCAAUCUGAGAGCACAGAGGAAGAUGAAGGAAAAGAAGAAAUGUUUUAUGAAGAACUACUUGCUGAUUUAUCUAAAGAGCCAGUUGCUGCAUUGCAUGUACCUCUUGUGUUGACCAGAAUCGUUGUGUUCACUUUUCUGAUCAUUGCUUUUGAUGUUUUUACGAAAGACACAGUGUGGAUGCAAUUUAUGGCUCUCUAUAUCUUCCAGAUAUUGUAUCUGUAUCAGACCGUGAUGUAUCCUAAAUUUGAAUGGUGGCCACUGAACAAUAUAUACAGAAUCAAUGAAGCAUUCCUAUGAGUAUUCAUCUUGUUAUUUGCUCUUCUAAGAACUGCUGACGAUUAUAAAGGAUACUCCUCUACAUCGAUCAUUGUCUUACUGAUAUUCUUAAACACUUCAACAGUGAUAUUCCUUCAAACAUGUGGAGGUUAUAUCCAAGCCAAGAAAGUUAUUAAAGAGGCAAUCAUUUAUUUCAAGAAAAAGGAGAAAGUAGAGCCUGAGCCAGAGCCAGCUCCAGCAUCAAAACCCAAGAGAAAAAAAGUUAAGAAGGACAUGAGACAAUGCUAUUUUGAUGUUACUAAUAUGACAAUUAUGGGAGAAACAGCCCAGAUUAGCUCUACAACUGAAGAAGAAAUUAUUGAAGAAAAUUCAGAGCACUCAGAGAAUCCUCCUUCUAAAAGAAAGAAGCGAAGGAAGAAAGCAAAUAUGAGUUCAAAGUAUGAAGAUAUCCUAAAAUACAAAGAUCAUAAAGCUUAUUUGUCUGAACAAGAAAAAAGAAAGCUCAAGAAGGCAAAAACUUUUGAACGUCGCAAGCAAAAGAAAGUUAAUAAAGCUCUAAAAAGAAUGGGGAAUGAUAUAUUUAAAGACCAAAUACCAGAAGUGCGUAACUCCUUCCAAGAAUCCGGAAGAAACACGAUCAAACGUCACGAAUCAGGCCCUACUACCUUACGUACCACCACUCUGGGCCAUCUCUCCCACCGACACAUGACAUCUAUGAACAUAUUCCCUCCGUUAUUCCAAAAUGGCCUCAAAGAAGAGACCAAGAAUUCUGAUCGACUCUAAAUUCUUCCUGAAAUC
This is a messenger RNA of Moneuplotes crassus, 3927 nucleotides long. NCBI's taxonomy places the organism in Eukaryota, Ciliophora, Spirotrichea, Euplotida, Euplotidae. The record is from the annotation of a GenBank genome assembly.